Molecule: messenger RNA, 3159 nt
Organism: Equus quagga
Lineage: Eukaryota; Metazoa; Chordata; Mammalia; Perissodactyla; Equidae
Product: transmembrane protease serine 3-like
Exons: 13
Coding region: 42-1472 (476 amino acids)
Biological process (GO): proteolysis
Cellular component (GO): membrane
Molecular function (GO): serine-type endopeptidase activity; protein binding
Source: RefSeq, a predicted model, not a curated record
GGCUUUUAUAAUGAAAAAGGAAAUUAUUUCUGCUUUUAAGGAUGGCGGUUCCAGAAAUGGAGGUGGAGGUGGAGGUGGAGCCGAAUCUCAGAGGUCCUGAAAUAGUCACCAUGGGGGAGAACGACCCGCCGGCAGCGGAAGACCCCUUCUCCUUCAGAUCGCUUUUCGGCCUCGAUGAUUUGAAAAUCAGUCCUGUUGUGCCAGACGCAGACGCGGUUGCUGCGCAGAUCCUGUCACUGCUGCCAUUGAAGUUCUUUCCAAUCAUCGUCAUUGGGAUAAUUGCCUUGAUAUUAGCACUGGCCAUCGGUCUGGGCAUCCACUUCGACUGCUCUGGGAAGUACAGGUGCCGGUCGUCUUUCAAGUGUAUUGAACUGACAGCUCGCUGCGACGGGGUCUCAGACUGCAAAGAUGCGGAGGAUGAGUACCGAUGUGUCCGCGUGAGCGGUCAGAACGCCGUGCUCCAGGUGUUCACAGCUGCUGCCUGGAGGACCGUGUGCUCUGACGACUGGAAAGCUCACCACGCUAAUGUCGCCUGUGCCCAGCUGGGCUUUCCAAGCUACGUGAGUUCAGACGCCCUCCGAGUGGACUCGCUUGAGGAGCAGUUCCGAGAGGACUUUGCUUCCAUCAAUCACCUCUUGCCGGAUGACAAAGUGACGGCUUUGCACCACUCGGUGUACGUGAGGGAGGGGUGUGCCUCGGGUCACGUGGUUACCCUGAAGUGCACAGCCUGCGGUCUGAGAAUGGGCUACAGCUCACGCAUCGUGGGUGGAAACAUGUCCUCGCUCGCACAGUGGCCCUGGCAGGCCAGCCUUCAGUUCCAGGGCUACCACUUGUGCGGGGGCUCUGUCAUCACCCCCGUGUGGAUUGUCACCGCUGCCCACUGUGUUUAUGACCUGUUUCUCCCCAAGUCCUGGACCAUCCAGGUGGGCCUGGUUUCCCUGCUGGACAGUCCAGCCCCCUCCCAUCUGGUGGAAAAAAUCAUCUACCACAGCAAGUACAAGCCAAAGAGGUUAGGCAAUGACAUCGCCCUCAUGAAGCUGGCCGGGCCACUUGCCUUCAAUGAGAUGAUCCAACCAGUUUGUCUGCCCAACUCCGAAGAGAGCUUUCCUGAUGGAAAAAUGUGCUGGACGUCAGGAUGGGGGGCCACAGAGGAUGGAGGUGAUGCCUCCCCGGUCCUCAACCACGCAGCUGUGCCUUUAAUCUCCAACAAGGUCUGCAACCACAGGGACGUGUACGGGGGCAUCAUCUCCCCCUCCAUGCUCUGUGCCGGCUACCUGCGAGGCGGUGUGGACAGCUGCCAGGGGGACAGCGGGGGACCCCUGGUGUGUCAAGAGAGGAGGGUGUGGAAGUUGGCGGGAGCGACGAGCUUUGGCAUCGGCUGUGCUGACGUGAACAAGCCUGGGGUCUACACUCGCAUCACCUCCUUCCUGGACUGGAUUCACGAGCAGAUGGAGAGGGAUCUGAAAACUUGAAGAGAAACGGGACAAGCCACAACUUAGAGCUCCUGCCACAGUGGAGACCUUCCUGUCCUUCCAUAGAUUCCUGUGUGGAAACUUCCAACAGCAGAGCCAAAAGAAGGAGCAUCUCUCCAUUCCUCUUCAUCUGGAACAACUUUCUUCUAACACCUCUAACAAGUCACAGGGGCACGGACCAGAAUGACCUUGAAGCUCCUUUCUGACCUUCACGAAGAACAGAAGCAGGAAACCCCUCCAAAGUGCUACCUUAUCCCACUUGUUCACCUGCUGCUCCCUACGAGGUUCAACAUCCCCAACCAGAUGGCACAUCGUGGGCAAAACAGUCGACAGCCGCUGCCUGGAGCAAACGGCAGGGAUGCGGUCAUGGCUGAUGGAGCCGUCUGCGCUUUCCUUACCUGGGCACCAGAACCGAACCCAAAUUUUCUAUUCUAAGAUCUCCUUUCACAUGUGGGAACCCAAUAUACAAAUGAUUCGCUUUAAGGUUUAUUUCUAUUAUGUCUUUGUAGCAUUUGGUGUUUCAUAUAUUAUUGACCCUCGCUUCCAAAGGCCAUAAGCUCUCUUAACGCGUUCGUCCGUCAGAGCUCGUCUGAAGGAGCCUGACUUCUCGUGUAAAUUGAAAUCCUGAGCUUGAUUCGACAGGCAUGAUUACUUUGAUCUCGUCUGUGUGUUGUGGGUUUUGCAUUUUUCUGUUAGAACAGCCUUCUCAGAAGAUCGGAAUUAUCUUGAAUUACAUCACAAGACUCAGAGCAGAGUGAGAGAAGAAAGCCCUGGGGUUGGACAGGACCACCUAAACCCCACUCAGUGGGUACUGAAGGCCAGUAGAGUAGAUGGUCACGUGUCAUCAAGACCAAAGCCUUCCCUCCCUCUCCAUGUGGGCCCAUUGAUCUUCCCCACACCUGCAGGAUUAGAGACCCACUCAUUACCCACACACUUUCUGCAGGCCACAAAGCACACACGUGACAAAGGAAGGCUGCUUGGUAAGUAAGCAGUGUCCAGUGGCGCUUUAUCACGAGUGCGUUCAUCAGAAUAUGAGCCCAUUGCUUUGCCUUGAGGCAACAGCGGGAAAGAUGGGUGAGUUUCAAACAGAUCAGAGAUGGGUCCAGGUGCCCCAGGAAGGGAACAGCUCCCAGGAGCCUCCUGAAUGCCUCUGAGCCAGGGGUGGAGGAAGAGAGGGAGGGAGAGCUAAAGGCCAUUUAGCGAUGGUAUUGGGUGCACUUCACAUAUCAGUGUCCUACACACAUCUCUAGGCCGGAAGGUGGGCAAGAGUGUUUUUAUUUCAAGUAUUUUUGCCCAGCUCUCUUUGAAAGUAGUGGUACCUCAUUGAAGAGCCAAGUUGUGAAAAGAUAAAGGAUAUCACGUGAUCACCUAAAGUGAGAAAACUCGACUGUGGGGUCAGCAGACGUGUAUUUCUAGCCUGUUGUGGUUUCGUUCUUCUUUAAUGACUACUGCAUUUUGUUGGGAAAUAUUUUGUUGGGAAAUAACCUUUCAAAAGGUCUUGGGGAACAUUAUUGGCGGGCAAUUAACAGGCCUGUACCAUGUGCCCGGCCCCAUUCUGUGCACAUUUCACGUGUUUCCUUGUUCGAUUAUCAGAACCACCCUAUGACACAGGGGUUGUCACAGUCCCAUUUUGUAGACGAGGAAACUGAGGUGUGAAAGCGAGUAGGCUCUCCCAAGGCCAUGCAUU